Letharia columbiana is the source of this 603-nucleotide messenger RNA. RefSeq lists its product as uncharacterized. Lineage: Eukaryota; Fungi; Ascomycota; Lecanoromycetes; Lecanorales; Parmeliaceae. The record is from RefSeq and is a predicted model, not a curated record. The coding region runs from base 1 to 603 and encodes 200 amino acids. The transcript has a single exon.
AUGCUCGAAGCUCGGUUAAGAGAAGGCUUUGUGCGAAUGCGGCAGCUCAUGGAGUUGACAAGGCACGAAAUGCGCCUCAGAGCUCCCUUCAACCCGCUCCCCUACAGCGCCCUCAUCGCAGCCUGCGAGUCUUUCUUCGAGCACCUUGUCCAAGUGCGCCAGUCGAGUCUUUAUUUCCAACCCAACAUGGCCGCUUCCGACCCUGCAGCCAUCGCUUCACUGACUGUUCCCCGCCGUGACGCUGUCGCCGUCAUCCUCAUGAAUCUUUACGUCCUCGCCUGCGCUCUUAGGGCAGAUAAGCCCGUGCCGCGGUAUCUGCCCAGCGCAGCGAUUGCGAGGAGGAGAUUGUUGGACUGUAUGGCUGUCAUGGAGGCGGAGCAAGUCCGGCGGUCGGAGGUGGAUGGAAAGGGGAAGGGAGUUGAGGACGGGGGAAGGGAGAGGAUGGGGCAUGAAGAAGGCAAAGGCAGGAGGUGGGCGGAUGUGUAUCAGUAUGCCUUUUCGGGCGCUUUGACGGAUAUCGUGGAGAAUUUGCAGGAAAUGCAGAGGUAUACGAAGGAGGUUUGUGGGGAGGUCGGGUGGGAGAGUGACGAGUUGGUGGCAUGA